Magnolia sinica is the source of this 946-nucleotide messenger RNA. RefSeq names its product signal peptidase complex subunit 3B-like. Gene Ontology annotation, biological process: protein targeting to ER. Bases 90 to 593 code for a protein of 167 amino acids. The transcript has 6 exons. Gene Ontology annotation, cellular component: signal peptidase complex; membrane. The record is from RefSeq and is a predicted model, not a curated record. Lineage: Eukaryota; Viridiplantae; Streptophyta; Magnoliopsida; Magnoliales; Magnoliaceae.
CCGAAGAAAACCCCAGCUCCUCCUCUCUGACCAAACCAAAUAAGAGGAGACUGAGAGAGGGAGAGGGAGAGAGAUAGAGACAGAGGAGAAUGCAUUCCUUCGGUUACCGUGCGAACGCGGUGCUAACGUUCGCGGUGACGAUAUUAGCGGUAAUGUGCGCCAUGGCUUCUCUCUCUGAUAAUUUCAACGUCCCAUCUCCCACCGCCCAUGUCCAGGUUCUGAAUAUAAAUUGGUUUCAGAAGCAACCAAAUGGAAAUGAUGAGGUUAGCUUGACGUUAAAUAUAUCAGCAGAUCUACAAUCGAUGUUUACAUGGAACACAAAACAGGUUUUUGUCUUUAUAGCAGCUGAGUAUGAGACCCCACAGAAUACUUUGAAUCAGGUAUCACUUUGGGAUGGUAUUAUACCAUCGAAAGAGCACGCGAAGUUUUCUAUUCACACCACAAAUAAGUACCGAUUCAUUGAUCAGGGGAGCAAUCUCCGGGGUAAAGAUUUCAACUUGACACUGCACUGGCAUGUGAUGCCUAAGACUGGCAAGAUGUUUGCUGACAAAAUAGUGAUGACGGGGUACCGCCUUCCCCAGGGAUACAGAUAAGUAACUCUUAUGUUUUUGCUCUUGUUUUUGUAUGGUUUUUUGUCAUAGGAAUGAUGCGCUAGUUGAGGAAUAUUGAAAAUGGAGAGGACAAUAGAAUAAUUUCUCUUUACUUUAUAUUAGGAUGGUUUAUAUGAGUAAAACUCAGGGGUUAGACUGGUGGCCCACCGACUGCACAAGAUAUCUGUGGAACUCUGGGGCCCAUUGUGGAUUGCAUUGUUGCAAUUGGUGGCCUCCAAAUGGAUGGCUAGAAAAAUAUGUUUACCAGUCCAAAUUAAUAGGUAGCAGAUGUCAAGGUUGUCCGACUGAUGUGCUUCUAUGGUAUGCUCCAUCCACGACGGGUUUUAAGGUUUCAA